Molecule: messenger RNA, 1149 nt
Organism: Ixodes scapularis (black-legged tick)
Lineage: Eukaryota; Metazoa; Arthropoda; Arachnida; Ixodida; Ixodidae
Exons: 2
Coding region: 4-1149 (381 amino acids)
Molecular function (GO): nucleic acid binding; zinc ion binding
Source: RefSeq, a predicted model, not a curated record
CGGAUGCGUCAUGACGGUGAGACAGCGGCGGAUUUCUUUGCUUGUCUGAACAAGCUGGCGGAUGAUUGCGGAUUCGGCGCGUUCCGAAAUAGAAUGCUGCGAGACCGCAUCGUCGGAGGUAUUAACGAUGAGAUGAUACAAAGGCGACUCCUAGAGAUUCCAGAUUUGACCCUUGACCUCGCCAAAAAGACGGUCGUUGCAAUGGAAGCAGCGAAGAAAGAUUCGCAGAUGCUAUCGACGUCUAUCCAGCCAAACCUCGCGUCAGCUAACACAUUGUCACGCGAUGCAGCUGUGAACCCGAAGUGGAAGACUGGCACCAUCUCGUGUUUUCGUUGCGGAGGCGAGCAUUACGCCACACAGUGCCGUCAUGCAAGUACCACUUGUCACAAGUGUCGGGGAAAGGGGCAUCUGGCACGAGUGUGCAAGGGGAAGACAGCGGAUGCAACCGCCGGCGGCCCGACGACGUCCACUAGAAUACCGAGAUCGGUCCACACCUUGGACGGAGCGGGCCAGUCGCAAGAUGUCUCACUGCCAGAAGUCUACGAGAUGUGGGAAAUGACAUCUUCUGCAGUCGACGGCCAACCUUUCCGAGUGGAAGUUACGGUUAACGGGACUCCAUUGCUGAUGGAACUUGACACGGGAGCUAGCGUGUCUGUUGUGUCUGAGGAGACAUUUCGACGCGAAUUUCCAUCAAGGCAGCUGGACCCGUCGCGCCUCAUGCUGAAAAACUAUUCAGGUGAACUUUCCCCAGUUCAGGGAAGCCUUAGUGCAACGGUGAGACUUGGAAACCGCGAAUGUCAGGACAUCCUGUAUGUUGUCCCUGGCACCUGCCCAUCUCUGCUAGGACGUGGCUGGAUGAAAGGCCUUGGCAUCAAGCUUUCCAACGCGAAGGAUGUCAACUUCGUGACUUCUGUUGCGAACCUCGUUGCUGAAUACUCCAGUAUCUUUGAUGAAGGUCUGGGAACUUUCAAGGGGGUGGCCGCAAAGAUAAAUCUUCAGGACAACGCCAAACCAAGAUGCGUAUAUGACCAAAUAGCAAAUGAUUGCGGUGCCCUGAGCCCUAAGGUAUUCAGGACCAAUAAACACAUGGGGGUGGUAGCAGCUGUCAUGGCAAAUGGAAGCUGUCAGAAUGACAUGUUCGGAUAUUGA